This is a messenger RNA of Penaeus monodon (black tiger shrimp), 835 nucleotides long. RefSeq lists its product as uncharacterized. The record is from RefSeq and is a predicted model, not a curated record. Lineage: Eukaryota; Metazoa; Arthropoda; Malacostraca; Decapoda; Penaeidae. The transcript is spliced from 2 exons. The coding region runs from base 350 to 835 and encodes 161 amino acids.
GGAAGGAAGGAGGGAAGAAGGGAAGGAAGGAAGAAGGGAGGAAGAGAGAGAGAGCGAGAGCAAGAGAAAGCAGAUAGAAAGAGAAAGGGAGAGGAAUGAAGUGUGGAACUGACAUAGGGAGGAAAGGUGGUUAUCAUAUCAUCUUUCACUGUUAAUUUCCCGUCAACCUUUGCGGAAAAGACAGGUCGAAGAGACAGACAGCAGACAGCGGACUCUAGCGAGCGAGACUUGGAACUUGAGGUUCCGAUGGGCCAGAGGACAUCGCGUUUGUGUGCGAGAGCAUCUCAGCGCGAGGCCCAUCCUUAUUCUUCGUUCUUUGUGCUAGGCUCGCCACCUUCUUGCUCGAAAGAUGGCGACUCGACGCAAGAUGUCAAUGAGUAGUCUGCUGGGCGACGUGCGGAAGAAGGUUGGCCGCAAGAUGACAAUUCACGACCCGUCUUCCGUGGCGUCGCUGGUCGGCUCCCUCACGCACCUGCGGGUGCUCGAGGAGGACGCCCGUCGAGGCCGCGCCAGCUCCGAGCCUCCCGUUACGGUGCCAGAUACCCACAGCGACUGUUCUUCCGACGAAAAGGAGUUGGAAGAAGACACUGCGAUAGAACCAGAGCAUGAUGAGGACGACGAGAGCGAUGACGAUGAAUUUUACAUCGCCUACAUGAUGGAGAUGCAGGAAGGAGACUGCUCAUUCAUGAACGGUGAGCUUAGCUGCUGCUGCCACGUGAUGCUGCGAGGCUCGCUGCGUGGGUCUGGCCCCGAAGACCUGCUCUGCUGCACUCCCUCACGGGUCAGCUGUGCUGUGCCCACUAGGCCUAUUGUAACAAGUGCUGCUUCAGUUUGA